AUGGCGGGGAAACAAGCGUUGAUCGUACCGGCGCUGAAAAAACAUUCGGCCACAGUGAUAAUGGCGCACGGACUGGGGGACAGGGUAUCGUUAGCAGAAACCUGGCGACGGCGGGGAAAGUUUGAGGACGUCAAAUUCGUCUUCCCUAAUGCGCCGAACAUCCCCAUCACUGUGAACUUCGGCAUGAACAUGCCUGGAUGGUAUGAUAUCACAAACUUCUCCGACCUCAAGCAAGACUUCGAUGAACCGGGCAUCCUACGGUCGCGAGCAACCUUCAACAAACUCAUCACCGACGAGAUCGACGCCGGUCUGCCCUCCAACCGCAUCAUCCUGGGUGGUUUCUCCCAAGGCGGAGCCAUGUCUCUGUUCACAGGCGCGACGACACCGCACAAGCUAGGCGGGGUCUUUGGAUUGAGCUGCUACUUGGUGCUCGGGGACAAGAUCAAGGACUUUGCAAAAGAGGCGAACGGCGCGAAUAUAGACACCCCCUUCUUUAUGGGCCAUGGCGACGCGGACGAAGUCGUCAAGCAUCAGUGGGGAGUGCAGUCGGCCGAGUAUCUGAGAAAAGAAUUGGGCCACAAAGUCGACUUCAGGACAUAUCGGGGCCUUCCUCAUUCGGCGGAUAUGAAAGAAAUCGACGACUUGGAGGAGUUCAUCAAGAAGUGCUUACCGCCCAGUGAGACACUGUGA
Molecule: messenger RNA, 690 nt
Organism: Fonsecaea multimorphosa CBS 102226
Lineage: Eukaryota; Fungi; Ascomycota; Eurotiomycetes; Chaetothyriales; Herpotrichiellaceae
Exons: 5
Coding region: 1-690 (229 amino acids)
Biological process (GO): protein depalmitoylation
Cellular component (GO): cytoplasm
Molecular function (GO): palmitoyl-(protein) hydrolase activity; carboxylic ester hydrolase activity
Source: RefSeq, a predicted model, not a curated record